CGUCUUUCCCGCCGGGCAAAGCGCUCACGACUUCCACCCGCUCUAGAAGUGCUUAAUAUUCACUUGUUCAUUUCACGUGUAAACCUGUGCGAUCCUCCUGUACCAAACGUUUUUGUGAUACUUGAUCUUAAAUUGAAUAAAUUAAAUUAGUUUAACUUAAAAGGCGAUCGGUUUUAUAAUCUUGCCUUUUUAGGCAUGCUUAAAAAAAUAAAUAAAUCGCUAAAUCAGUUCGUGUUGUAUCGUUGGAAUUUCAUGAAGGAUAUUCGUAAUCGCCAAUGGCUAUUGUCGCUGCUGUUGUUUGCAGCUGCGAUGAAUUCAGCCACAGCGGCCGCUUUAACACACACUUCAGGGCCUUGCGACCCCGAGAAGUUCCGGUGCGACAACGCGGCGUGCCUGCCGAUCUCGUACGUCUGCGACGGCGACAACGACUGCGGCGACGCCAGUGACGAACGCAAUUGCACGUGUGGCGAUGACUUUACGUGCGGCAACGGCCACUGCGUGCCACGGCUGAGUGUGUGUGACUCAGAGAACGACUGUGGCGACUACAGCGACGAGCUCAACUGCACCGCAGCGGCCUGCACGACGGGUUUUCUCUGCAGCAACGGCAAGUGCUUGCCUUUAUCCGUCCGCUGUGAUGGCGACAACGAUUGCGGCGACAUGAGUGAUGAGCGCAACUGUACGCACGCUGGCACGGACUGUCGGAUCACGCAAUUCUUGUGUGAUAACGGAAACUGCGUCGCGUCCGGUAACAAGUGUGACGGAGACGACGACUGUGGAGACAACAGCGACGAGAGAAACUGCACGUGCGAUUCAUCGCAGUUUCAAUGCAACAACAAACGCUGCAUCCGUGCGAGUUAUAAGUGUGAUGGCGACAACGAUUGCGGUGACAUGAGUGAUGAGCGCAACUGUACGCACGCUGGCACCGACUGUUGGAUCACGCAAUUCUUGUGUGAUAACGGAAACUGCAUCGCGUCCGGUAACAAGUGUGACGGAGACAACGACUGUGGAGACAACAGCGACGAGAGAAAUUGCACGUGCAAUGCAUUGCAGUUUCAAUGCAACAACAAACGCUGCAUCCCCGCGAGUUAUGAGUGUGAUGGCGACAACGAUUGCGGUGACAUGAGUGAUGAGCGCAACUGUACGCACGGUAAGCGCAAUUAUCAUUCAGGAUAUCGCUGCAUACCGCUGACUCAGCGUUGCGACGGCGACCGUGACUGUCCGAACGGGAACGACGAGACCAACUGUACACAAG
Molecule: messenger RNA, 1252 nt
Organism: Hyalella azteca
Lineage: Eukaryota; Metazoa; Arthropoda; Malacostraca; Amphipoda; Hyalellidae
Product: low-density lipoprotein receptor-related protein 4
Exons: 10
Molecular function (GO): protein binding
Source: RefSeq, a predicted model, not a curated record